GGCAAAUGCAAUCCAGGGUUUAUAUACAUCAUUGUUGGCAACGCGACUGCACCUUAUCAUUACAAGUAUUUGGUGUUCUGCACAGAUCAAGGAUAUGACAGCGACCUUAUAUUUGAUAAAGAAUUCUCUUGGUCUUCAGUGCACCAUCUGCAUGGAAACAUGGACACCACCUACAGAGGAGGAAUUGUAGUCAACAAUGUCCAGGAACUGUGAGCCUGGUCACUCAGUAAGGAUGUUAGCUGCUGUGGAACAUGGUCCCAUCCUCUGCAGCGACUCCAACAUCCUCUGCCUCUCCUGGAAGGGCCGGGUCCCCAAGAGCGAGAAGGACAAGCCGGUGUGCCAGCGGCGCUACUAUGAGGAGGGCUGGUUGGCCACAGGGAACGGGAGAGGGGUGGUGGGCGUAACGUUCACAUCCAGCCACUGCAGGAGAGACAGGAACACACCUCAGAGAAUCAACUUCAACCUGCGAGGACACAACAGUGAGGUUGUGUUGGUCCGUUGGAAUGAGCCCUUUCAGAAGCUGGCCACGUGUGACAUGGAGGGAGGCAUCUUUGUUUGGAUUCAAUAUGAGGGACGGUGGUCUGUGGAGUUAGUGAAUGACCGCGGUGCCCAGGUGAGUGACUUCACAUGGUCUCAUGACGGCAGCCAGGCCCUGAUCGCCUACCGGGAUGGGUUUGUCCUGGUGGGCUCGGUCAGCGGACAGAGACACUGGUCCUCAGAGAUUAACCUGGAGAGCCAGAUCACCUGUGGCAUCUGGACACCUGAUGACCAACAGGUGUUGUUUGGUACGGCUGAUGGUCAGGUGAUAGUGAUGGACUGCCAUGGUCGUAUGAUCGCCCACGUCCUCCUGCAUGAGUCAGAUGGCAUCGUCGGCAUGUCCUGGAACUGUCCCUGUUUCCUGGUGGAGGACAGCACAGAGAGCGACACCGACUCUGAUGACAAUAACCCACCUCAAGUACGUAACCUGAAGCCCCUUCUGACAGUCAGCUUCAUAUCAGGAGACAUCAGUUUGAUGAACAACUACGAUGACCUCGCUCCUACCGUCAUCCGCUCAGGACUCAAAGAUGUAGAGGUCCAGUGGUGCUCGCAGGGGGACCUCCUGGCAGUAGCUGGGAUGGAGAGACAUGGUGUCCCCGGACUCCCCUCUGACUCUAUCAUGAGGAACGCCCUGGUCAAGUUCUACAAUGUCCAAGGAGAACAUAUCUACACGUUAGAAACACCUGCCCAGCGCCCCAUCACCACCAUCUGCUGGGGCCAUAGAGACUCUCGUCUGUUUCUGGCAUGUGGCCCGGCGCUGUAUGUGGUGCGAGUGGAGCACCGGGUGGCCAGCCUGCAGCUGCUGUGCCAACAGGGCAUCGCCAGCGCCCUGCGGGAGGAGAGGGACGUGGGCAAACUCAACAUGCCCUCCUUACUCUGCUCCUAUGUCACCACCGCCUUCAUACCCACCAUCAAGCCUCCCAUUCCUGAUCCCAACAACAUCCGGGACUUUGUCAGCUACCCCACUGCUGGCAACGAGAGGUUGCACUGCACCAUGAAGCGAGCGGAGGACAACCCAGGGGCAGGGGGACCCUGUUACACCCUAUACCUGGAACACCUAGGGGGGCUGGUGCCUAUCCUCAAAGGCAGACGCAUCAGCAAGCUACGCCCAGAGUUCAUCAUCAUGGACCCCAAAACAGACAGCAAAGCAGGUGGGCUUGGCACAGGAAAAGACGAGGUGUGUGUGAAUGCUAUGAUCUCCUACAUGACUGACAGCUGUAACUGUUCUGACUCCAGCGACAUUGAGUUGAGUGAUGAGUGGGUUGGAAAGAAGUCGCCUAAACUAUCCAGAGGAAACAGGUCUCCCAAGCAUUCCAGGCGUAGAAGGAACAUGGAAUCAAGAAAAUCUCCCAAGACGUCUAGGACUAGUCAGGAAGGGCUUCGAUCGCCAAGGUUACCAACGAAGAAGCCUCUGAUUCGUUCUCCCAGUCUGACACGUCGAGAGAUGUCCAUGGAUGGAAUAUCUGAGCAUAAUUACCUGGCUCAAGUCACGUCCAAUAUUUGGGGGACUAAGUUCAAAAUUGUGGGACUUGCUUCUUUCUUACCUGCUAAUCUGGGUGCAGUUAUCUAUAAGACCAGUUUGCUCCAUCUACAACCAAGGCAGAUGACAAUCUACCUUCCAGAGGUGCGGAGAAUAUCACUUGACUUCAUGAGCCUGCCGGUCUUUAACCCAAACGUCUUCAGUGAGGAUGAGGAUGACUUGCCAGUAACGGGACCAUCUGGAGUGACAGGUGACAACCCUCCAUGUACGGUCAACAUCCCCAUCGCACCCAUCCACAGCCCCGCCCAGGCCAUGUCCCCCACUCAGAGCAUUGGUUUGGUCCAGUCCCUGCUGGCCAAUCAGAACAUUCAGCUGGAUGUCCUGACCAAUCCCACGGCUACGGCUUCAGCAGCAGCAGCAGCAGCAGCAGCAGCGGCAGCAGCAGCGGCCUCAGCCUCUGUUCUGGGGUCUGAUCAUGGUCAGGAUGCUGUGGCAGUACAUUACAGUGGGACUCUAGGAAGGUACUCUAACCCAGGACAGGUGAUAUUUAAUGGGCUAGAGAUGGGUCCCCUCCUGGCUGGAACAUUACCUCCACCUCCGCCUCCACAUAACCUCCCCCAACAACCUCACCAACAACGUCCUCAGUCACAACAGACCCACCAACAACAGCAGUCCAAACAACCACAGCAGAUACAAACGCAACAGCAGCAGCAGCAGCAACAACAGAGGAUGCAACAUCAACAACUACAGCACCAACAACCACAGAUUCCACAACAUCAACAACUACAGCACCAACAACCACAGAUUCCACAACAACAUCAACAACUACAACAGCUUCACAUACAGCAGAUCCAACAGCAGCAGCAGCAACAGACUCAGCAGCACCAAGCACUGCAACAACAGUACCAACAACAACAGGCGGCACUGCAACAGCAACAACAGCAGAUCCAACAGCAGCACCAACACUUGCAACAGCAGCAAAUCGCUCAGCAGCACCAGCAGAUGCAACUGCAGCACGAGCAAAUGCAUCAGCAGCAGCAACAAAUGCAGCAACAACAACAGCAGAUCCGACAGCAGAUUAUAGAGAUGAGGCAGCAACAGCAGCAGUUGCAGCAGCAGCAUCAGCAGAUACAACAGCAACACCAACAGAUGCAGAGACAGCACCAACAAAUGCAGCAGCAACUAAAGCUGCAGAUCACCUUGCCCCCUCCGCCUACUGGCUACCCCACCAUCUCUUUGCAGCAGUUUCAGGUACCCCACCCCAGUCCAGAGUUGGGACCAGAAAGAGGACAGCAGGGCCAUACUCAGAGCCAUACUCUGGGCAGGCCAAGUCUACCACGAUCCAGGCCUCCAUCAUUCAUUGAUGUAGACAGCAUACGGUCUAGACCUCCUUCCUUCCUUGAAGCAGACACAUCAAGAUCUAGGCCGCCGUCAUUCAUCGACAUAGACACAAUACGGACUAGACCUCCUUCUUUCAUUGAUGUAGAUACCGGUACAUUGCGAUCUAGACCCCCGUCUUUCCUCGAUGCAGACUCCUCCCGAUCUAGAACUCUUUCAUUCAUAGACACAGACACACUACGGUCUAGACCUCCUUCCUUCCUUGAUGCAGAGACUUCCCUUGAGAUCCAGAUGAGGAAGGUGAACGCUCCCCCGCCCUACCCAGGAACCGUAGUGUCUGCAGCCACCGCCACAACCUCCACCGCUCCUCAGACUCUCAUCACCAACUGUGACAACCCCAACAUACUGGUCACAGUAGACCCUUGUCUGAAGAAAGACGAGUUCUCACUCCAUCCAGUUGGUCUCCAGUACCAGAUGGGAUACGAGAGGAUCACAACCUUUGACAGCAGUGGGAAUGUAGAGGAGGUGUGUCGCCCUCGCAGAAGACUCAUACGCAACCAAAACGCCUACGCUGUUCAAGGCAUGGGAGGUUCUGCCACACUUAAAGUCACCUCAUCGUCUGACAGUAAGAAAAUCCAUCUUCCUUACAGCUCAGCGACUCUAAGCCGCCUCUCGGUGCCACGAUACUCCAUACCCAGCGGAGACCCGCCCCCCUACCCAGAUCCAGCCAAUCAGGUCAACAUUAACACGACAACACUUCCUCCUCCCCAACGCAUGGACAGUAGUCACAUGAUUCACGCUACCUUGCGACGUGACAGGCGAGAUGGGGAAUCCCGCUUGAAGGUGUCCCAGAUGGUUGAUGCUUCAAGGACUCUACCGUCCAAGUCGAAGAUCAACAGUGCUGCCCUAGCGCUCUCUUACCAGCAGAGAGUGCCAACAGCUCUGUAUACCUGCACUCAGUGCAGCAGCAACAGCAGCAGCACCAGUGUCAGUGUUAGCGGGGGUGGGAGUAGCAGCAGUGGCAUUGCAGGAGGCACUGUAGUGCGACAGGAUUUCCCACCAGGAAAAGGUGCUCAUCACAGCACCAUCAUUGUCCACUCCAAAAGCACUUCACCUCUUGCUUCUCAGUCAUCGUACAAUCUGCUGAGUCCUAUUGAUAACAGCAGGGAUAGGACUGUAUACGUGAACUCUGCCUUUACUGAAGACGAGGCAUUAAGUCAGCAGUGUCGUCACCUGACUCUUGGGGAGGUUAGUUUGACUCUGAAACGUCCUCCGCCAUACCAGUGGGACCCAAACACCGCAGAGGAGUUCUGGAUACCUCAAGAACAGACUAUCUUAGCUCCCCCUCCACCACCAACACACAAACCCCCACCCCCACUCAUCUUCAGCAAUGCUCAGCACCUGGACAUGACGCGGCUGCCUUUCCUACUCUCAACAAAACCCCCCAGCAGCCCAAGCACUGUUACUUUCCCAUCGGGUUACCAGAUCUCCCUGUCACCUUUCCCUCCAGGGGGAGGUCAGGGUGGACCCCCACUCCAGUCAAUACAGAGCCCUCCACCACCCUGCCCUCCCAACGAAGUAGUUGCCCCAGUUCCCCAGUUCACCCAGCAGGACCCCAACUUGGUCUUGCCACCUGGAUACCCUCCCAACCUUGCCAACCUGGCUUGCUGCCCUCUGCCACCGAUGUACCCAGGAGCUAGCUCCUGUGCCGGGCUUCAGCUGCAACCUGUUAGCCUGCACCCCUGGAACCCCUACAGCCUACCCAUGCAAGACCCCUCAGGCUCUGCCACCCUGCCCAGCAAGUCUCAUCAACUGUUAGAGAAGCCAGUCCUCUCCCCAUCUCCUCCUACAGUUCCUCCUCCCCCACCUCCUUCACUUCCUCCUCCACCUCCACCAACCAUGCUUCCAAAACCCAAAAGCCCUACAGAGGAGCUGACGGAAUCUGCCAGUAGCUUCCAGGAGCCGUCUUCUCUAAAUGAAAGCCCUGUUCCAGACCGGCAGGGGACUGACAGGUUCAGCAAGAAGAGCCGUAAACGUCUGGACAGCCGAGCUGAGGAGGCAAACAUGACCACCGUCUCAGAAGGAAAAUCCAAAAAGGAAGGGCGCGCCCUCUCCGACUUCAACUCCCUCAUCUCCAGCCCCAGGCUUGGCGGCAGGGACAAGAAGAAACCCAAAGGCCAGAGGGAGCAGCUGAACAAAACCAAGAAGCUCAACAGGACAAGUACCACCAGCGAGUUCCAGGACAGUUCCGAGAGUGAGCCCGAGCUCUUCAUCAGUGGAGACGAACUGAUGAACCAGAGCCAGAGCUCCAAGAAGGGCUGGAAGAGUAAGAGGAGCCUGAGGAUGGCCAGUGAACUGGAAGAGAUCAAGUGCAGGAAGGCCAAUGAGAGAGAGGACCGCGGGCUGGGCAGCCAGGGAUUCGUCUAUGUCAUGGCCAAUAAGCAGCCACUCUGGAACGAGGCAACACAGGUCUACCAGCUGGACUUCGGAGGACGGGUCACUCAGGAGUCUGCUAAGAACUUUCAGAUCGAGUUGGAUGGCAGACAGGUGAUGCAGUUUGGCAGAAUCGAUGGGAACGCCUAUAUCCUCGAUUUCCAGUAUCCUUUCUCAGCAGUGCAGGCCUUUGCUGUGGCCUUAGCCAAUGUUACUCAAAGGCUUAAGUGAGAGACUGCUCUCACCCAGCAAGCACCACAUAUGUGUCAUAUAUAUGGAUCUGUUCCAACCUAUACUGGUGCAUAAUGACAAAAUAAUCAGAGAUUAUGUUCCUGGGUUCUGUAACAUGGGACUGUCAAUUUAGUGCUUUGCAAGGACAACACGGUUUAUGGGGCUAUGAACAGUGGUGUAGUGGAGGGUAAACGCACGUAAACACCGUUUACACACCUUCUUUCUUUUGCGCGAGCUGAAAUAUGCAUUGAAAGUAUAGGGUGCGUUACUUCAGCGUUUACCCACCUAUUAUUAUGAUUUUUUUUUUACAACUACAUCACUGGCUAUGAAAUACACUUUAGUAAGCCUCAUAUAAAAACAUUUUAGAAGGUAAGUUACUCUCACUUACCGUAUCUAUGCUUCGGAUUUAAAAUCUGCCCUGUGGAGAAGUGCAAUUUUAAAAGACCUGAUUAAAGAAAAAGUGCAGUGCUGGACAAAAGUGUUGAAAUGAUGCAUUGUGGGAAAGGAGACCAUAUUGAUUGUGGAAAGACAACAAGAUGAGUUUGAAGGUAUUAGAGUUUAUUUAGAAGUUAUUUAUAACAUCACUUCUAUGAAGUGAUCCUAUAGGAAUAUCCACAUUUCCCUAAGUUGUGCCAUUAUUGACAAGCCAUUAUGUAAAUGUUAUUGUAUGACAACAUACAACAUUAAUUGGAACACAUUCAUAAAUAAAUUGUGACACCUGUAUAUUAUCAAUGUUAGACCUAACUUUCUGCCAAUCAUCUCUUUUAGUAGACCCUAUGAAAAACAAAAAUUGAACGCAUGUGUAAAUCCUUAUCAAAAAUGUUAAAAUGCAUGGAUCACGUUAUCUGGGACAAAGUUUAUACAGUAGAGAUCUCAUCUGCUGACAGAUCGGUCAACUCAUGUUAAAUCAUACAACAACAACAACAAAAAAGACAAGCUAACCUCUGAAUUAAUGUAACGUUAUGGUGUAUAAACUUGGUUGGCUCUGUGUUUUAGUCAGUCAUUGGUGGUGUUUAAAGAUGCUACUUGAACAUUGCAUUUGAAUGUGAAGUGCUUUGCCUCCUUGGAGUUGCUGCUGCUUUUUGAUAGAGAUUGUCCGCAUUAGUGCUAAUAGUGUCACAUGGUAUUGAAGACAUCAAAGUUAUCAUUUUUAUAUUUUCAGAUUUGAAUUUGUUUUUGAUUGACGGAUUAAUUUGUGAACAUGUUGUUCAGUAAUUAACAUGUCUGGUGCUGCUUUUUUUAAAAGUAUAUCUGCAGGUUUAUUUGAAAAGGUAUUGUAGACAAGUUAUGUGAUGAUUCAACUAUUCAAUGCUUAGCAUUGCUACUCUACUGUGUCAUACAGCAAGACUUCAAUGCGUAUUAUACAAUAGAGACAGUGUGUGUGGUGUGGUCAUUGUGUUAUUGUCAUCACCACCUAAAUUAAUAUUAUUGUAUUGCCUAGAUGGAUUUUUCUUAAAUUUUUUUCAAUUGUAUACAAUGAUUUUUGUCCAGACUAUAUAUCAGAAGAUGUAUCAUUGAAGAUAGGUCUAACUGAUUUCCAAACACUUAAUAAAAUGUAUAACAUUGAAAACACA
Molecule: messenger RNA, 7593 nt
Organism: Oncorhynchus mykiss (rainbow trout)
Lineage: Eukaryota; Metazoa; Chordata; Actinopteri; Salmoniformes; Salmonidae
Source: RefSeq, a predicted model, not a curated record